AUGUUCACCAGAGCGCGGCAGGAGCCAUGGGUCACUGCUGUGGUCGCCUCAGGCGCCCUGGGCCUGGCUCUCUACCAUCUGCUUGCACGACGCCCAUUGUCUGCGAGUACGCGCAAAGAGCCACUGGAGCGUGAACAGCCAAGCCAGAGCUCGACGACCAACUUGGUAGCAGACGACAUGAGUUCCGAGGACCGGGCGUAUCACGAGCGCUUCAUGCGAGAAGCCAUUGCCAUGGCCGAACUGGCACUGAAGAGCGAUGAGACGCCUGUUGGCUGUGUCUUCGUCAAGGAUGGCGAGAUCAUUGGCCGAGGCAUGAACGAGACCAACCGCACGCUCAAUGGCACCCGCCACGCCGAGUUCGUUGCCAUUGCCGGCAUCUUGUCCAAGGAGCCCAUUAGCAUCCUGCACAAGACCGACCUCUACGUCACGGUCGAGCCAUGUGUCAUGUGUGCUUCGAUGCUUCGCCAGUACGGCAUCCGGGCGGUCUACUUUGGUUGCUGGAACGAGCGAUUCGGCGGUACGGGCGGCGUUCUGAACAUGCACUCGGACCCGAGUGUCGACAAGCCAUACCCGGUUACCGGCGGCAUCUUCAGGGAGGAGGCCAUCAUGCUGCUCAGGAAGUUUUACGUUCAGGAGAACGAGAAGGCGCCGGAGCCCAAGCAGAAGAAGACGAGAGAACUCAAGACGGAGAUUCUGCCCAUGGACAUCCACGCUCCCAAGUCGACGCCGUCGCCUGCUCUGCCCCAGGCCAAACCAGCUGUCGCCAAACCGCUGGUGGCUGUGCCUUAUAUUCCGGGUCUUGCAGCUGCCACGGCAGCACCCUGA
Messenger RNA from Ascochyta rabiei, 825 nucleotides. RefSeq names its product tRNA(adenine34) deaminase. The record is from RefSeq and is a predicted model, not a curated record. NCBI's taxonomy places the organism in Eukaryota, Fungi, Ascomycota, Dothideomycetes, Pleosporales, Didymellaceae. Gene Ontology annotation, biological process: tRNA wobble adenosine to inosine editing. The transcript is spliced from 3 exons. Gene Ontology annotation, molecular function: tRNA-specific adenosine-34 deaminase activity; zinc ion binding. The coding region runs from base 1 to 825 and encodes 274 amino acids. Gene Ontology annotation, cellular component: cytoplasm; nucleus.